AUGGCGCCGAGGUUCAAAGAUGGGGACGCUGUCGCGACUGUGAACGGAAAAUGGGUCUCUUGGGCUCAUACCGCCGUCGCGUACACUGCCUUUUUCAGCGCCCUCAUUGUUGGUGUGUGUCUGCAUUAUAAAAAGAUCGUGCAAAACGAGCACUACGGUUAUCCGGACGAAUGGUUUCCCUCGGUCUCAGCAACCAUUGGCGAUCGGUAUCCGGAGCGUUCGUUCUUCCAAGUCUUCAUCGCCAUCACGUCCGGCCCGCGAUUCGCCCUCGUCUUCCUCUGGUAUCUCGUGACUGCCCGCCCCAACUCGACGCUUCCCAAGUUUGUUGCCGGUGUUGGACUGUUUCGGACUUUUACCUGCGGUGGAUGGACAUAUGUUACAUCGACGGAUGACCAUGAUUGGCACGAUAUCUUUAUGAUCUCGUAUUUGGUUGCGACUCUGCCAUGGACUAUUGGUUGUUUGGCCCUGAGCCCAAACAACCGUCGGGCUGUUAAGUACAGAAAGAUUCUUGCCAGUCUCUUCUUCGGCACCCUUGUUCCGUUAAUCUACUACUUUAUUCAGCACAAGGUGCACAAGGUUCCUGGAGCCUACACAAGAUACGCGUUCUUUGAAUGGUCACUCAUUUUGUUCGAUGUCGGGUUCGACGCUGUUACCGCGUUGGACUUUGAGGCUUUCGAGAUUGUGAUUAGGGAUAUCAAGGGAAUCAGUCGAGGGCAGUUGAAAACUACUGCGGAUUCCGUUCUUGAGAAAGAGAAGGGAAAGCCCGUCGGAAAUACCUUCGGCCAGGGAUUCUUCUGGAGCGAGGUCUUUGAUGCCGCUGCGGAUGCGUAUAAUGGGUUUGUCUACUGGACCAACUGGACGUCCCUACCUGUUCUUGUCUGGUAUUUCCCACUCUGGUACAUGGGCCUCUCCGGAUACGAAGUCGUUAUCCUCUCCUAUAUAUCGCCGGUACUUCUCGCCAUUCCUGCCUUUAGGUCCCUUGCUGUCAAGAACCCCCGUGUCUUCCACUUCUUGUCGCUAUCUGGAUUCUAUGCCUACAUGGUGCAGGAUCCCGCAAACAGGCUAUUCAUCACUACCUUUUCUGUUUCAUGCAGUUGUAUCACAUUUGUUGCUACCUUGUACGCGGACAGGGGCCAAAGCUCAAGGCUAGAAUCUCGUGUUUUCGCUUGGGGCAUCGGAUUGAUAUUGUCGAGUAUUGCCAAGUUUGCCGGCAAGACCAAUAACCCUGUUUGGCCCAUCAUGCACGCCGACAAUGGCGGAUGGAACAAGCUUGGACUGCUUCUUGCUAUCUUGGCUGGUGUCCGCGCGUUUAGAGCCCCUACCAGCAACGGUGGGGAUUACUUCCCCUCUUCCGGCAAGAAGGGAUCUUCUGUCCUUGCUGGACUGGGAGUAGGCGGUUUGAUCUUUGCAAUGCAUUUCCUCUUGUCCGAUUCAAGCACAAUGAUUGCCUGGGUCUGGGACGGCUACCCCGUCCGUGGCCCUAUUCCUGUGCCCCAUGGUGCGCUCACGAUUUUUGUGAUGGGUGCUGGUCUCGUGUUUGGUCUAUUCUACCCCAAUGUUGCUGGAAGCUGGACUGCGUUUGGAAUUGGGUCUGUCGGUGCGGCUUUCCUCACGGAAACUCACCACUGGAGCGGAUUCUACGGCGCUCUCACGAUCGCCUUCUACCUUUUGGCUGUCUCACCUGCUCUGAUCUCUUCUGCUGUUCGCCAUUCUCCUGCUCCGACAUUCGGUCUUGCUUUCUUCAUCUAUGUCUUCUUACUCCUCUUCCACGUCUGGGUUGUUGCUUACGCCUUCGUUCCUGGCGGUCCGCUCGUCAGGGAGCACACUGACUGGAUCAUGAUUGUCACUAUGUUGUUCAUUGGUGCAGGUGUUUUCUCUGCGUCCGUGUCGAGAUCAGGUAGCCCCAAGAGCAGCACGGCCAUCAGCCCGAACGGGAAGAGAGUCCGGUCAUACUAUUUCUACGUGCUCGUCGCGUUGCAACUGCUGUCUGUUGCGAUUGCAUACCUCCGUUUCCCCACUAACGAUUACGCGCCCUACCACAAGGAAGAUAAGGCUGUGACUGCCGGUAUUUGGACCGUGCACUUCGGUCUUGACAACGAUAUGUGGGCUUCCGAGCGACGCAUGCGUGAUGUUAUCCAGGAACUCGAACUUGAUGUUCUUGGCCUCCUUGAAUCGGACAACCAGCGCAUCAUUAUGGGUAACCGUGAUCUUACUCAGUUCAUCGCCGAAGACCUGGGCAUGUAUGCAGACUUCGGACCGGGCCCUAACAAGCACACCUGGGGCUCUGCUCUGCUUUCCAAGUUCCCCAUUGUCAACUCUACCCACCAUCUUCUUCCUUCACCUGUUGGUGAACUGGCUCCUGCCAUUCACGCCACCUUGGAUAUGUACGGCGAGAUGGUCGAUGUUGUGGUCUUCCACUCGGGACAGGAGGAAGACCCCGAGGACCGUCGUCUGCAAUCGGAGUAUCUGUCAAACCUGAUGGGAUCUUCUCCCCGCCCGCUGAUCUUGCUGAGCUACCUCGUCACCAAGCCACUCGAGGGCAACUACAACACCUACGUUAGUGAACUGAGCGGCAUGAAGGACAUCGACCGAACGGAUUGGGACCGUUGGUGUGAGUACAUCCUGUACAAGAACAUCAAGAGAACCGGCUACGCCCGAGUCAGCCGUGACUCCAUCACCGACACGGAGAUUCAGGUCGGUAAAUUUGUUGUAGGACAACCAGAGCCUGAAAAUGAAAUGAUGAUUCCGGAGGAAAUGGUUCCUCAGGGUCUCAGAUUCCCUGCGUUGUUCCGUGGUAAGGGUGUCCGCGGUCACCGCUACCACGUCUUCAACGAGCCGAGAUAUUGGCAAUAA
Messenger RNA from Aspergillus puulaauensis, 2853 nucleotides. RefSeq names its product putative integral plasma membrane protein. The record is from RefSeq and is a predicted model, not a curated record. Lineage: Eukaryota; Fungi; Ascomycota; Eurotiomycetes; Eurotiales; Aspergillaceae. Bases 1 to 2853 code for a protein of 950 amino acids. Gene Ontology annotation, biological process: GPI anchor biosynthetic process; fungal-type cell wall organization. The transcript has 7 exons. Gene Ontology annotation, cellular component: endoplasmic reticulum.